Verticillium dahliae VdLs.17 is the source of this 636-nucleotide messenger RNA. RefSeq lists its product as uncharacterized. Bases 1 to 636 code for a protein of 211 amino acids. NCBI's taxonomy places the organism in Eukaryota, Fungi, Ascomycota, Sordariomycetes, Glomerellales, Plectosphaerellaceae. The record is from RefSeq and is a predicted model, not a curated record. The transcript has a single exon.
AUGUUUGCCCAUGCACUCUUGGCGUUGACUCUCGGGGCUUCGUCUUUUGCGACAGCUUCGGCACUACCACCCCAGGUGCCGGACGGAGAUGUUGUCCCCCUCCCAGCCUCUGUGGAUGUGAACAGCGUCGACCUCCACAACUUCACCGCUUCAGACGGAAACACGUACACCGUCUGGGUUGCCAAGAUGCAGAGCCCGGAGGACGUUCAGCCUACUGGUGCAAAUGACGACAGCAACCUUGUCCGUCGCUGGCAGUGGGAGCAUUGGCCCAACGGUGUUGACGCCUGCGGUGCUGCAAGCUUUCGAGACGAGACGUCAAACGGACCGCCGCUGACGGACCACUGCAUCUGUGUGCGGGACUACGCAAGAGACCAGCUCCGAGGUAGAUGGGCUUUCGGCCGUGACGACAAGCCAAACAAUGGCUGGUUUAACUUGGUCGGUUGCGGAGAAUGUGGCUUCCGCGUGUACACGGAUAACUUCUUUGGAGCCUUUGUCGGCGACACCGAUGUCAGGGACCUCUCUACCGAUUCGAUCAAUAGAUAUAACAGAGGUGGAAGGGUUGUGCGGGUGGGGACAUGGGUUGCCGCAACUGGGCAGAGCUCGCCAAGGUUCAUUGGAGUGUCUUCCGCCAAAUAG